GGCCCAGGCGCGCGAAGAUAGCUGGGAAGGUAAUCGGUGAAGAAAUGAAGGGAUGGCGGAUAAACCAUGAUAGUUUUUCACAAGAAAAAGACCAUAAUAUAACACAAAAAGAAGCGGGAAAUACAACCAGCUGAGAGAGGUUUUACAGAAGGUAUUAUCCACACGGUACAUUUCUCUUAAAGGUCACAAAAAUGGCCGAGCAGUCGGACAGUUGUUAAUGUAUAAAGCACGAGGUGUUGUGAACCACAGAUCUAGCUUUUGACUUCACUCGUCAAUUUUCAAUCGAUUAGUUGACAUGAAAAUGUUGGCAAAAACCUUCGAGAUAUGUUGGUCCUGUUUCUUGUGUUUGCAAUGGAUUUAUCAGUGGAACAGGAUAGUCUUGGAGCUAUUGAAUCUGAUGAAUUUUCUACAUCAUCAGAGAUCCUUUCAGAAGAGACCCAUUCUUUAAUGGCAUGUUCACCAGAUAACUGUCCUGAUGUACAUGUUACGGGAUCUGCUAAACAAGAUGAAGGAUCUGGAUUGUCUGCUGAUUGUUCCUCUGGUGUAGUGCAGUCUCUUGCCAAUGAAAUCAUAGAAGAGACCAGAAAUGAUGGAGCAGAAUGUGUUACCAUUGUAGCAGAUGCCAUUAACUGCAGUUCCCAAGUGUUAGGUGAAAGGACUGAAGGUGCAGAUGUAGAUGACACAGGCUUAUUAUACAUUCAAAACUGCAGUUCACCAGAAGAAAGUCCACAGACACAUAUGCUUCUACUGCCCAGAUCGCGAGAUGCCUCAAAAAACCUGUCAAGGAUGUUUGAAUGUGAUUAUGCUGAUUGUGGAAGAACAUUUACCACUGCUGCACAUCUCAGAUACCACAUGCGUACACACACUGGAGAAAAGCCAUACUCCUGUUCACACGAAGGGUGUGGGAGGAAUUUUACCUCAUCAGGUUAUCUGCGAUAUCACCAGUGUACGCACAGUGGAAAAAGAACCUUCAAGUGUCAGCAUCCAGGAUGUGAUCGUGUGUUUGCAUGGCCUGCACACAUGAAAUAUCACAUGAAGACACACACAGGGGACAGAGCAUAUCACUGUUCUUUUGAAGGAUGCAACAAAAGCUUUUAUGUGUUGCAGCGACUCAAUGUUCACAUGAGAGUUCACACAGGUGAACGACCAUACACAUGUAAUGUGGAGGGCUGUAUGAAAUCCUUUACCACACAAGGAAAUUUGAAAAAUCACAUGCGGAUACACACAGGUGAAAGACCCUACAAAUGUUCAGUGGAAGGGUGUGGUCGCACUUUCACGGAGCAUUCCAGUCUUCGAAAGCACAAGUUGAUACAUACUGGUGAGAAACCUUAUGCAUGUGAGAUCUGUGGAAAGACUUUUAGUCAGAGUGGAAGCCGUAAUGCCCAUCAAAAGAGGCAUGUGGAUCAAAAUAAGGGUGACAAGAGACCUAAGAAAGCACCGAGCAAGAAUGCUACUGCCUCUCUGAUCUCAGAUGGCAAUGAUGUUCACCAAACGAUACUUCCUCAUAUUGAAAACAUGGAUGAUACAGUUACAGGAGGUGAAGAUGAGCAGUCCAUUACAUCUCAAGCACUGGUCUAUACACAGGGAGAUCAUACUAUUGUAACACAGGCCACUGGCGACCAACUGGUGCUAGCUCAGCCAAUCGUAGCCAAGGAGGUGUCCAUAGAAACUACACCAGUUCACACAAUGUCACUUCUUGUGCAUACCACUGAUGACCCAAUGGUGAACCAUGACAGUCUUGUCCAGGCCACAGCAGAUGUUGUGUCUCUUGCAGAAACAGUGGUGGCGCAGCAGGCGGUCAUUCACACCAUGCUUGACAGCGCUGCCAUUAUUCCCACUACCAGCCAAUCAGAGUUGUCUGUUGUCGACCAAGUGCUGCAGCAGUCCAAUGUUGAACAAAUGAUGCAAAGUGUGGUGAGCCAGCAUAUGCUCAGUGGACACAUUCAAUUGCCUCUGUCUGAAGAGCUGCAACAGACACAAGAACAGGGUGGGACAGUACCCCAUCUGACAAUAGACCUGUCUGGGUUCAUUCAGCAAACUGAUGAGCAUUCCACUCCUGACGGCGAGGAGGAUGAGGAAGAACACGAGCAUGGUUAUCAUGUGGGAGCAGAUGGAAAACAGGAUAUACAAGAAAUUGACAGAACAAAUUAAUACACCUAGCUACCUAGGAUAAUCAUUACACUGUAACUGUUUCUUUGAAUUUCCAGACUUUUAAAAUUCAUGUACUAUCCUUCCUUUCUGGUAGUGUUAAUAAAGUAGGCAAUUUCAAAGUAAAGAACAUAGACUACAAGUAGUCCCUCUUUCGCUUAGUCCGUCGUGCGUGACGCGAAAGAAAACCGCGAGAAAAAAAUCGCCGCACGAAAUCCUGGGGCGUGGAGCGCGCUCCUCCUCAUCUCCAGGAUUUCGCGUGCGCGGCCAUUUUUUUCUCGCAGUUUUCUUUCGCGUCACGCACGUCGGACUAAGCGAAUGAGGGACUACUCGUAGUCUACAAAGAUUAACGUUACGUUGUUAUACAUAGUACAAGUAGAAUAGAAAUGAACCAAACCCUAACCCUUGCAUGUGUCAAUGUUUGUGGUCGACAAGAAAAGUAAAGAAGCUACUUUUGGUAUUGGUUUUGCUACUUUGGGCUCGUCACGCAACAUUUCGUUCAUGACAAGCCGAGAGAUGGUUUGAGCAGGAGGCUACGUAAUUUGAAACUUUGACACUAAUCAACUUUACCAGGGGAGUAAUGCAGCAUGGGAAAAAUCUUGCAGGAUAAAUAUUUGUGUAGUGAGAAAAAUAUUUUUGUACUGGGAUGAAUAUUUUUCUAAUGGAGAAAUAUUUUUGUACUGCCACCGAAGUUAUGGAUGCACUUGGGAGGUUUGCUAAGCACUCAAGAAGCUAGAGUUGCACUCGGCUAUUGCCUCGAGCGAUUCUUACGCGUCUUUCGUGCUUAGCAACCUCCCGCGUGCAUCCAUAACUCGAUACUUGCACGCCGCACGCUUACCGUGCUUCGCGUCAGCUGCAUAUAUCUACUUUGAGUCAUUACAUUGUCUGUGUGCCUGUCUGUCCUUUGUGAUUCGCUACAGUAAUCGUUCUAUUAGAACAAUUUAGCGGGAAAUCGACCGCAAUCUAGCCUUGAGUUCACAGAACACUCAUGAUUCCCCACAAGUGAAGAAUCGAAUGUCAAUUGCAAAACACUCCUCAGUCAGGAACUACAUUUUAAUGAGUGGAUCAGCCUGUAUUGCCAUAACUGACGAGGAAAUAAUCUGGUCGAUCAAGUUCAAUGUAAUUCUUGACCUGUGUGAAUUUGUGGUCAUAGAUUGCAAAGGUUGUAAUUACGAACAUAUUCAUCUAUGACGGGCGUAUUUAGCGCUUGCCUUGCAUGUGAAUUUGUGGUCACAGCUCCAGAUUGCUAAGGUUUGAAACUUUGUUAUCAACUGAUGCCAAUACAGAUUAAUUUUGGCUUGCAAGCAAAGCAAGAAAUGUUUCCUUCAUUUUCACAUGGAAAAUGUGGUUAACCCAAUUUUCCAAUACGCUAUAGUUUACAAUGCACGCCUUUUGUUACUAUUGCGCUAAUAGUAAACCUUCAAUAAUUUACUUUCCAAUUAGCGUGGCUCACAGCGAAGCUAUUCUAUAAAAUUACUAGUAAUAAUCAUGGAUUAGCUGAGUGCUUACGAGUCAAUACAGUUAACAGCAUUGGAUACUGCUUGGAUAAUUACAUUGUCACACCAACGUUCCUGGUUUUGACAUAUGCUGUGUGUAAUUUUGGCAAGUAUCAUCCACCACACUCUGAAUAUAAUGGCUCGCAGCCAAGCUAUUCUGUAAAAACUCAAAAACUGACUCAGAGAAAAAGGCGUGACUCAGUUUAAGAACCGCGCUCGCCCUAGGCCGCGCGCUUAAAAAAGUAAACAGGGCCCAAGGGCAAGCAAAAUUUACUGCGCCUUUCAAUAACACACGGACUUUAAGAGUCCGCAUGUUAUUGAAAGGCGCAGUAAAGCUGCUCCAUUCUUCUCCCCAUAGCCCUUUGCGCUUCUCUCAGACGAGAAUGGAGUUGCUCGUCCGAAGGGCAAGCGGGAAUUCAAGUUUUAGGGUCAGGGACGUUAACAAGAGACAGGUGGAAAAUUUGUUCUGGGGAAGUUCUCUAACGCACCAAGAAACUAAUGUUAUCUUGAACAGACCAAGAAACUAGUCAGGGAAACUGGUCUGAGAAAAGAGGUUUAUUAUAAAAGGUGUGGAGUACUCUCCUUGUGGAUUUAGGAAAAUUUUCAGUUCUUUAACAAGUUCCACAGAGUUGUAACUCGUCGACUCGCAUUUUAAGAAGAAGGCCAUUUGCUCUAAAUUUGACCACACUGGGCCUGGUUGUUCGAAAGCCGGUUAACGCUAACCCAGGAUUAAAAGUUUACCGAAGUAUUAAUUUUUCUUGUAUUAAAAUGUUUUUUUGCUACUCACGUUCUGUGUAGUUUGAGCUUAGUCAAGUUCAAAACCGAAGGACAAACAUACUAAACAGAAAACCUCACCGAAAAGUUACAAAACUGGAAUAUGAAUUCUUGUUGAACCUGCGUUAGCUUCAUUGAGCUUUGGACAACUACUGGAUAUUACUCUGUCAACAGGCAAGAGUUUUCUGGUCAACCAAGCAAAUGGAUGCUUACAGAACUUCGAAAGAAGACCCAUACCAUAAUCAGUGGCGCAUUAAGAUUGAUGGUUCCCCGUCUCUUUUAUCACAUCGAACUGAUUGGGUGGAACGACCACGCAUUUUUCCUAACGUGUUUGUUUUGUACAGCUUUAUUAAUGAGACACUUCUGCACCUUUGCUAACGAAGGGUAAUUAGAAGAGACCAAUAUUACUAACAAAAGCCACACGAGCCUGCAUGAUAUCAAGAUCUGAAAUAUCCUCAACGACAGAAAUUCUAAACAAAAGUCGCGAACAAUAGCUUAGUAAGGAGAUUUCCCUUUUACAAUCUGAAAGGUUAAUCAACUGUCACUUGCGUUCAUCGUGAUGAAGUUUUACAUUUCCACGACUUCUGCUACCAAGUUACUGGGAGUACUGUUCUAGGGGUACAGGUGUGGCCCCAUAGCGAGAUCAUUUCACUAUUACAUGUCCAGUUCUACAAUUUUGUUUGGUGGGAAAGACUUCGCUCACUUCACCAGUCAGGCCAGUGAACAUUUUUCUAACCGAGAACACAAUUCCCACUUUCGAAAGGGGUCUAGAGCCCAAUUUCUCAAACUCCUUGUUUAGACAAAGGAAUUUUUCUCCGCUUUCCUGUUAGUUUUGGUUUCGAUUGAGAAGAUAUAUAAAACAUUCGACAGUGUCUAAUCACACUUCCAAACACCUCUAAGUUCGUCAAAGAUACUUCCGCUACGCGUCGUGUUUACAACUCUCUCCUCGGCGUUGGAAAUGUUUAAUACUAUUCAAGCAACACGUUCACACAAGUUUUCCAAAUUCCUUUCAAUAACCCUUCCGCUAUUAAUCAACGGUCUAGAUCAUGAUUCAGGGUUAACUGUAAUUUACAGUUUCCAAGGGAAUCUCGAGGAAAACUGCUACCCAAAAUAAUACCUAUGUCAAAGCACUAAUACCAGGCAAAGGGAACCACAGACAACUCGUAACAUCAAAUCAUAUUUUAUUUUCUGCACAUGUCAAUAUACAAAGCAAACCCACAGACAAUAAAUCCAAUCAUAAUUUAUUUUCUGAAAAUGCCAAAAUACAAAGCAAUGCAGACAACUCGUAAAAUCCAAUCAGAAUUUAUUUGCUUAACAUGCCAAUAAUUAUACAAAGCGAAACAGUCGACUAAUAAAAUCCAAUCAUAUGCCAAUAUACAUCCAAA
Messenger RNA from Orbicella faveolata, 5803 nucleotides. RefSeq lists its product as uncharacterized. Gene Ontology annotation, biological process: regulation of transcription by RNA polymerase II. Gene Ontology annotation, cellular component: chromatin; transcription regulator complex; PcG protein complex. NCBI's taxonomy places the organism in Eukaryota, Metazoa, Cnidaria, Anthozoa, Scleractinia, Merulinidae. The record is from RefSeq and is a predicted model, not a curated record. Gene Ontology annotation, molecular function: DNA-binding transcription factor activity, RNA polymerase II-specific; RNA polymerase II cis-regulatory region sequence-specific DNA binding.